UAUACCGAUUUUACCCGGGAAAAUAGACGUUACCGACGUUACGUCAUUUCUCUUUAGCGUGAUAUGAAAAACAACGGUAACGCAGAAAGAUUUUGUUCAAAUAAGAAAAACAGCCAAAAUGUUCGCGUUGAUGUGGAUACUUCUUGGGACGCUUUGGUGUGUCGCGUGUUUGCCGGUGAGCCCUAACAGGGAGUAUGGUAUCCUCUUGGACGCCGGAAGUAGCAGCACGAAGGUCCGGGUAUACGGCUGGCAUUAUGCGCCGAUGCAGAUGCAGGUUCCCGUUUUUGUGGAAGUUUACUCUGCGACAAUCUCACCGGGGAUUGACGCGUUGAUGACGGUACGCAGCGGCAUGUUUGACGACUUCGUCAAGAUCUUGGAGGGCUUAAAGGGGCAUAUACCGUCUGAUCGCUGGUCGGAGACGUCCAUAUACCUGAUGGCAACGGCAGGACUACGCCUAUUGGACGAGGAAGUGACGUCCAAGAUCAUGCAGACAAUACAUAAGUUGCUAGGCAACCGAGAGCUGAACCCGUUCCGGUACCAGCCUGAGAACGCGCACAUCCUGUCUGGGGAGGAGGAAGGUCUGUUUGCGUGGCUAACCGUCAACUACCUCAAAGGGUACUUCUCAGCAGACGACACUUUUUCGCAAAAAUCCUUUGGACUGAUAGAGCUCGGAGGAGGAUCAGCUCAGAUCGCGUUCAUACCAGACGACCCAAUUUACGCGGGAAAAAUGCCCGCGAACAUUGCUGGGCAGGAGUACGGUGUCUACUGCCACAGUUACCUGUCGUUUGGCGCGGGCAGCAUGGUAAGGCGCGUUGUCGACUUCCUGAUUCGGGAGAAUCCAAAUGCCAACGUCAUCAACAAUCCCUGUAUGCUAAAAGGCGAUUCGACCAAUCACACAAUAGGCCACGUGACCAUUGGAAUAGUGGGUGAAGGGAACGCCUCCCUCUGUGAGUCUGUGUUACGUCACUUUCUGUCACCAGCAGCCGACGAGAUGUGUUCACCAAAACCGUGCUCCAUUGGACAGGUGUACCAGCCAGCUAUAAGGAACAAUAAGUUUUUCUCGUUUGGUCUCAUCUAUUUAUUGGCCAAAGGUUUCAACGCCAUCAAAAAAGACGGAAGACUGAACCUUGUCCACUUCCAAGAGAAGGCACGGCACUUGUGUGGACAGAGUCUCAAUCACGUCGUUGAUACACUUCGCGUGUCGCCCAAGUUCGCGUCCCGGAACUGCCAGGACGGUCUCUACAUCCCGCUAUUUAUGGCCGCUCUGGGAUUCGAACCUUCUACCCAGAACGUAUAUGUGGCUGACAGUAUCAAACAGACGUCUAUCGCGUGGAGUCUCGGGGCAAUGCUCUACGAAGAGGAGCGGAACCGCUACUCGGACCUUGUGCAGCGAAAUGGCGAGCCAUAGAAGGAUAUUUGUGAACGGGUUCGAUUAAGAAACAACAUGGCGGUGAUUGUAAAAAUUGGCAACAAAAACAAAUAGAUGUUUAACUAGUCAGAGCAUCGUAACAUUCAUUCUUAAACUGUAAAUUACAAAAAAAAAUCGGAGGUUAAAUAGAAAAUGAUUCUUGCAAUUACGUAUUGCUAUCUCAAAAAUUUUGGCUAAAAACUGUGCACAGUCCCUUAUUUAGGGCGUAGUAAUUGUAUUAAUGUGUGUUUUUUGUAACAUUUUGUGUUUUUAAAGCGUGUUUAAAAUGCUAAUUAGUAAUGAGGUUUAUUAAAUAUAUCCAUAGCAACAUGCUCGCUUUUCCAUCGUAGUAGGGUGUUACUUGCUCAUGCUUUAAUAGUCAACCAGCAGUACCGAAACUUCCAAUAAAAUAUCAAAUGUAUUGUGAUGGACUCUAUCAUAGAGACCACUUAAUAAAAUCUCACAUAUAUG
This is a messenger RNA of Dreissena polymorpha, 1879 nucleotides long. RefSeq names its product ectonucleoside triphosphate diphosphohydrolase 3-like. Gene Ontology annotation, molecular function: UDP phosphatase activity; GDP phosphatase activity. The transcript is spliced from 8 exons. The coding region runs from base 119 to 1408 and encodes 429 amino acids. Lineage: Eukaryota; Metazoa; Mollusca; Bivalvia; Myida; Dreissenidae. Gene Ontology annotation, biological process: nucleoside diphosphate catabolic process. The record is from RefSeq and is a predicted model, not a curated record. Gene Ontology annotation, cellular component: membrane.